Molecule: messenger RNA, 611 nt
Organism: Tauraco erythrolophus (red-crested turaco)
Lineage: Eukaryota; Metazoa; Chordata; Aves; Musophagiformes; Musophagidae
Source: RefSeq, a predicted model, not a curated record
GUGGGAGCUCCAGUUCUUCGCCAGUGACCUCCAGUGGUGGGACGCCCUCUCCUCUCAACCCCCUGCUUUCUCCAUCGUGUUCACCUCCGACGUUUCACUUGUCAGCGAGCAACAUCGGUGUGUCGUGCCCGGAGACCUACCUACACAAUCUCAACGUGCCCCUCUACUACAAGAUUUGUCCUACGAGCUUCUUAAGACAGCAGUCUCUCAUCUUUCCAAGCCAUGAAAAACUGGGAGGCGCCAACCCGCAUCUUUUACCCCACCUCAUGGUGGAUAUGCCAAAACUAUCUUCCCUGGGCAUAGCCAACCUGAAAAAUGCUAAAGCUGAAGACUUGAACGGGCAAUGUCUACAAGUACCCAGCUCUGCUAGUCAAAUGCUGUAUGGAUUACAUGCAUCUGGAAACAUUUUCCCAUCAAGUCCCAUUGCUCGGGAAGCACUUAAUUGUUCUUUACAUCCUCCAUAUGGCUUGUACGGUUACAACUUCUCCGUGCCAUCCAGACUGAUGAAUGCAGCGAGCCAUUUCAAAGUGAGUGACAACAUUCCAGCUUCUCUGAGAGAUGGCAGAUGUAAUCACUCCAACUGGCACCCGACAAUUAACCAUUGCCUUUAG